CCAAAAGUUCACGCUGCGCAGGUAACUUCACGCGACUGCUACAAUACCUCCGUUGCAACCACAACUACCAGCUCUAAAUCUACGUAUACAUCAGGCUUCACUAUAAUGAAGUUACUCAAGAGUCAAAUCGAACAGAAAACGGGCGCGGGGUUCGUCACCCUGCUGCCUGAGGAGCCAGAGGAUAUGUGGCACGCCUAUAAUCUGAUACAAGAACACGACCGAAUACGCGCCAAGGCAGUUCGCCGAGUUUCGAAGACUUCUGAGGCCGGCUCGACAUCCUCGCAGCGAAUCGCUCUAGACCUCACAAUCACAGUAACCUCGACCGAUUUUGAUAUUGGUUCCGAACAACUCCAUGUGUCUGGUCGCGUAGCAAAAGAGAAUGAGCACGUAAAGUUAGGGCAACAUCAUACACUGGAUUUGGAGCUAAAUCGCAAAUUUACCAUCGAAAAAGCAGACGGUUGGGAUAGUGUUGCUUUAGAACAAUUGAAGGAGGCAUGCGACGCGUCAAAACGAGCGGAACUAUGGGCUGUUGUACUGGGAGAGGGUACCGCGAACAUCUGCAUGAUCACCGAGCAUCAGACGAUAUUACGACAAAAGAUCGAGGUCUCAGUACCCAGAAAGAGGAGAGGUGGUGUAGACGGGCACAGCAAAGGCAUGGACAGGUUCUUCUCCACGACGCUUUCGACGCUACUACGGCAAAUCGAUCUACCGAAUGCCUCUAGCACACCUCAAGGCAAGACGCUUCCGCUUCUGCUCGCGAGUCCAGGCUUCGUAGCGUCGGCUUUUCUACAAUAUAUCAAGGAGGAAGCAACACGGACCACCAACAAGCCGCUCAUGGCCCUCAUACCCACGAUAAUCAUCGCACAUUCUUCAUCGGCGCAUGUACACUCACUCAAUGAAGUGCUCUCAUCGCCAGCAAUAACGAACAAGUUGUCCGAUACAAAGUUCGCGCGCGAGACAGCAUUAAUGGACAAGUUCAACACGCUCAUGCGGCAAGACGAUGGCCGGGCGUGGUACGGCCCGCGCGAGGUGGAGCGCGCCGUCGCCAAAGGCGCAGUUGGGCGUGGUGGUGGAGUGCUAAUGAUCAACAACGCCCUGUUCCGCGCACAAGACGUGAAAGAGAGGAGACGAUGGGUGAAGCUAGUCGACCAAGUGCGGGAUGUGGAGGGUGGCGAAGUCAGGGUGCUCAGCUCAUUACACGAGAGCGGGAAGCGGCUCGAAGGCCUCGGGAACGUUGCGGCCAUCCUCACCUAUCCACUAGAAGAUCUAGAUGAGGACGACGGAGAGGACACCGGGGGCGUUGACGGCGAAGACGGCGAAAUGAUAAUAUAGGCUGGAGGAUACAUGCUUCACCGAAGCUCGACUUGCGCUCCGGAUAUUUCGCGAAUCUCUAUCAGGCCACAACGGCAUAAUAUACCCAUCACGAUUGCGUCCGCACAUUUCGGCUCUCUGGCAAGUGAUGUUCAUGGUCACAAGGCGGUAAGAUUAACAUGGUCCCUGCACCGUCCGUGAAACCUGUUGUACGCUGACCCAGCCACCUCCCCUCUAGCGCCCUG
Alternaria rosae is the source of this 1556-nucleotide messenger RNA. RefSeq names its product translation release factor eRF1. Gene Ontology annotation, biological process: nonfunctional rRNA decay; ribosome disassembly; nuclear-transcribed mRNA catabolic process, no-go decay. The coding region runs from base 106 to 1332 and encodes 408 amino acids. NCBI's taxonomy places the organism in Eukaryota, Fungi, Ascomycota, Dothideomycetes, Pleosporales, Pleosporaceae. The transcript is spliced from 2 exons. Gene Ontology annotation, cellular component: cytoplasm. The record is from RefSeq and is a predicted model, not a curated record.